This is a messenger RNA of Ipomoea triloba (trilobed morning glory), 4764 nucleotides long. RefSeq names its product centrosome-associated protein CEP250-like. The transcript has 8 exons. NCBI's taxonomy places the organism in Eukaryota, Viridiplantae, Streptophyta, Magnoliopsida, Solanales, Convolvulaceae. The record is from RefSeq and is a predicted model, not a curated record. The coding region runs from base 157 to 4737 and encodes 1526 amino acids.
CCCUAAUCUCUAUCUCUGAGUCUCUAAUCUUCGCCUCGCAAACUCAGAAUACGCAUUCUCUGUGUAAUACUGUCUGUCUGUGCUUGUAUGUAUGCAUGUAUGUAUGUAUGUAUGUAUAUACGUAUACGUCCGUAUUGAGCAAUUGAGAGAGAGAGAAUGUUCAAACUGCGCAGACACAAGUCGUCCGCCUCUGACAAUUCCGGCGAUAAAUUCGGUUUCAUCUUCUCCAACAUUCAAGCUCUUAAGGUACCUAAAGGAUGGGACAAGCUUUCUGUGUCUCUUAUCUCUGUUGAAGCAGGGAAAACUAUCAGUAAAUUAGGGAAAGCAUCAGUAAACAAUGGAACUUGCCAAUGGACAGAAUCUUUAUGGAGUCCAGAAAAUUAUGCCUCAAAUGGCCUUGAUCAUUUCAAGUUUCUUGUUUCCAUGGGAUCCUCUAGAGCUGGUAUCCUUGGAGAGGUUACAGUUAAUGUUGGGCACUACAAGAAUUCAGAAGCUUCUAUUCCUGUUUCAUUACCCUUGCAAAAAUGCAAUAAAGGGACAGUUUUAAAUUUUGAAAUCAAGUGUCUAACACCAAGAACAAGUUUCAGGGGUGAUGAGCGGAACAGCACUGCUGCAUAUAAUGAAGAGGAGAAUUCUGUAUGCAAUGGUAUUGACAACAAAUCAGAGGAAAGGAACCAUUCCCUGCCUUCGAUGGAGGAUUCAUUGGGCCGGGAUAGUCUUUCCUCUGCAAGUAACUCAAGUGCAGUAGUUAACAACGCCAUUGGAAGACUAGAAUCAACUGAAUCCGGAGGCAGUGCACCCUGGAGUUCUUGCUCUUAUGGUUCUCCCAAAUCAAGUAAUUCUCCAAACAAAUUGUCUAUAUCAAGUCAGGAAAAGCAUCCUGAAUACACAGAAGAGGGAAUAGGACAGUGUUCACUGCAUAUUACCAGAACAUCAAUACCAGAUGCUGCACAAGGUGAAGAUGCAAACAUUGAAGAACUUAAGGCUGAAGCUAGGAUGUGGGAACUAAAUGCCCGAAGAUUAAUGGUAAAGAUGGAAACUUUAAGAAAGGAGUUUGCCAAUCAAUCACAGCACAUUGCAGAUAUGGAGAUGGAACUUUCCACAGCACACACGGAGUCCAAUAGAUUGAUGCAGAAUAUCAAGCAUCUGGAGGUCCUCUUAGAAGAAUCAAUUGCAAAACAAAAAGCUGCUGAGAAUUUAAAUCUCCAGGGGAAAAAUACGGAAAAUAUCCUAAAGGAAAUGGAAGAUGAGCUAAAGUUUCAGACAGAAUCAAAUAGCAAUUUGUCUUUGCAGUUGAGGAAAUCUCAAGAAUCCAAUGUUGAGCUGGUUUCUGUCCUUCAGGAGAUGGAAGAAACUGUUCAAAAGCAGAAAAUAGAGAUUGAGAACCUUUUAGCAUUAAACUCAAGAUCUGAUGUCAUGGGAGUUAUAAAUAGUUGUAGAGAUGAGGACAAUGUGCAACCAAGAAGUACUGAACCAGUUUCAGUUGAGAAACAGUGCCAGGAGUUCAAGGUUCAGCAUUUGCAGGAAUCACAUAUGUCUUUGGAAAACAUUAUUAUUUGCCAGGAAAAAGCCCAAGAGGAGAAAAUUCAUGAGAUAGAACUUGAGCAAGAUCUUAGAGCUCAGGGUCGUUUGGAGUUGGAGUCCAAAUCUUCCAAUGCUGAGGAAUCGGAAGCAAAUAAGCCCAAUAUGCAUUUAAUUGAAGAAAUUGAGAGUCUGAAGAAAACAAUUCAGGAGCUUGAGAGAGAAUGCAAUGAGCUUACAGAAGAGAACCUGGAACUUCUGUUCAAACUUAAAGAAUCAAGAAAAGAUCCUUCUGAAAACCAUGAUAUCCUAAGUUCAAAAUCUCUUGAGGGUCCUCAAAGUGAAUCACUUAGUGGUUCAGACUUUGAAACAAGUAAACAUGGGUUUCAAUUCCUGCUUCUACAGAAGGAAGUGAUUGAAGAAGAAGUCCCAAACAGCUUACAAAUUCAUAGCAGUGGCCAAAGAGAAAAUCACACUUGUCUGGAGCCCAACUUUCAAGCUUUCAAAUGCAAAGAUUGUGAUCUUAAUGUAAAACUCCAUGCAUGUUGUGUGAAAGAAACAGAUAAACAUGCAACUGAAAUCACCGCGAAUCCAUCAGAAGGUCAAAGAGAUGAAAUUGACAGUAGGAACUUCACUCUUAAAGAUGUUAGUGACAGGAAUCGGUAUUCUGAACCAGAGACAACAUUUGAUAUUGAUAGCUUAGUGCCUGCAUUAUGUGAGCAGCUAGAAAUUUUAUUUCACAAUGUGAAUGGGGUAGAACAUAUGCUAUUUUCUCCAGUAAACAUCGAGUUAAGAAAUGCUACUUUUUAUAAAGAUAUUUCAAGGGGUACAGAUCCUAUGGCUCAAAAAGAGCACGCUAAAGCUGUGCUCGACAAAUUGGUCCAGCUGCUGAGGGCUAGAUUGGUUUCAUGUACUAAUGAUAAGUACAGUGAGGAUGGUGCCAGAACAGAAGUCAACAACACAUAUGAGAUCAAAGACAAGUCAGACUAUGGAUGUUCAACAGAGAAAGAUCCUUGUUCUAGCCAUCAAGGAUAUAAGAACUUCAAAGAACUGGAAGUAAAGGAUGAAAGUAUUGGUAACAAUGUGUUAACUAAAAACUCCAAGAUGCUGGAGGUGAAAACUGGCUGUUUGGAAGAGGAUGUAGGCCUAAAAGCCCUAAACCAUUGCCAGAGAGACUUGGAUAGUAAAAUUUAUGAUCACCAAAUGGUAGCAUGGAUGGUGGAGAAUGAUAUGGAAAAAGUGCAAACUGAAAAAGAUGAUAUCACCUCAGACAUUAUGAGAGAAGAUAUGAUGGUAGUGACAGGCAGAAUAUUGGGAAAUAUUUCUGAAAAGAUUCAAGAAAUGAAAAUUUUAGAGCUAGAGAAUGAGAAACAAGAAUUAGAGUCCUAUGUUUUUGAAUUAGAAAAGGAAAAUAUGCAGUUGUCAGAACGAGUAUCAGGGUUGGAAGCACAACUGAGGCAUUUGACAGAUGCAAUGGAAUUAAGUCGCAUGGAGCUGCAGCAUAAAGGGACUCAACUCUGCAACCUCCAGGGCAAGAUCAGAGAAUUAGAGAAGGAAAAGGAGUCACAGGAGCUCGAAUUGAAACAGAGACUGAUGGAAAUGCAAAAACGAUGGUUGGACUCUCAGGAGGAGGGUGAGUAUCUGAAGAAGGCAAAUCCAAAGCUACAAGCUACUGCAGAGAGUCUGAUUGAAGAAUGUGAUUCACUUCAAAUUCUAAAUGGAGAACUAAGGCGGCAAAGAUUAGAACUUAAGGUACAAUGCAAUCUUCUGGAAGCAGAAUUGAGGAAAUACCAGCAUUCUCUCUCCAAUUGUUUGAGCAAGAUAGAAUCUUUAGAAGCAAGACUUUCUUCAAUUUUGGAAGAGACUUCUUCAAAAGAGAAAAUCAUGAAUUCAGAAAUUGAAAAGAUCCUUCUCCAGACCAAAGAAUUCAAGGAAAGACUUGUAAUUGAAGAGAGCUUGCAGAGUCAACUGUGUCAGCAGAAACUUAGUGAACUUGAGUACCCACAACAAAAGUCUCUGCACCUUGUCAAUCAAAUGUUUGAUCCUUCAGAUAGAGAAGACGGAAAAGCUUCUGAAGGUUCUCAUGAGAUGCAUUCCUUGUUUGCAGAAAAUAAAAUGUUGAAACUAACUAUUCAAGAAAUUCAACAAAAUCUGGAGAUCACUGAGGUAAAACUCGUUACCACACAGAUGGAAUAUGGAAGAAAGGUUUAUGAGCUCAUGGGUGAACUUAAUGCUCAUAAAACAAACCAGGAAGUUUUGGAAGCUAAGUCUGAUAAGCUACAAAGGUGGUUAGAAAAUGUGAUAUCUAGUGAAUCAAAUCUUAAAUGCAGCAUAGACAAUCUUGAGUCAAAACUGCUAUUCUCUGAAAGCGAGAGGCUACAACUGGCUGAUGCAAAUUCCAGUCUAAAGAUUGAAUUACUGAAAAUUGCUUUCCUUCGGGAUGAAGUCCUGGCACUUAAAGGUUCACUCAAUGAUAUGAAGUUUAAAAAUGAGAGGUUAGAAGCUUCUUUGCAACUCAUUUGCGGAGAAAAUGAAGAGCUAAAGGCUGACAAGACUUCGUUGAUUCAAGAACUUACUGGCAUGCAGAAUUCAGUCACUGAACUGGAAGAAUGCAGACUCAGAAAGGUUGUGCUAGAGGAAAAAGUUUUGAGACUGGAAGGGGAUCUAACUGCAAGAGAGGUAACAUGCGCAAUGGAUGCUGAGCUGAAGAAUGAUUUAAGUCAAAGCAAAAGGGUAAACAGUCAACUCUGCUGGAAAAUAAAACAGCUUGAGUUGGAGAGACAUUACCUCUCGAAAGAACUGCUAUCCAUCCAAGAAGAAUUGAAUAGAAAAGAAAAUUCUGUGCGAUCAACUUCGCAUUCUGUGGCCAAAGAUAAAACCGCAUCUUGCAAAGAACUAAAACUCUCAGAGGACGGAUCCAGCCAAUGCAACGACUGCGAAACCAUUCAAAUUGCAUCAAUUGAUUGCGCAUCAAGAAGCCAGCUUGAGGACGAGAAAACCCAGUUUAAGAGUUUGCAACCGGAGGGACAGUCCACAAAGUCCGGCAAAGAAAAGGAAAAUGAAGAGAAAAUAUUACAACUCGAAGAUGAAUUGAAAGAUAUCAGUGAACGCUAUCUUCACAUGAGCCUAAAGUAUGCAGAGGUUGAGAACCAGAAAGGGAAGCUUGUAAUGACACUGAAAGCAUUACAAGAUCAGAGAAUAGGAACAGUAUCAUGACUUUCACCAUUUCUGGAAGAAACGUAA